Molecule: messenger RNA, 1571 nt
Organism: Paramecium sonneborni
Lineage: Eukaryota; Ciliophora; Oligohymenophorea; Peniculida; Parameciidae
Source: the annotation of a GenBank genome assembly
AUGGUAAUAAAGAUUUAUUAUUAGAUAGAUUUGUUUUCUGUUGUAAACAAGAGCAAUUGCAUUUAAAAAAGAAAUUGCUGGAUUAAGUGCUGCAACAGCUCUUAAAGUUUCUAAAUAGCUUCUUAUUCAAUACCUAUAGAGAUUUCUUUCAAAUUUUAUUAUUAUAUCAAUUAUAUUAGUCUUUUCAAAUAUAAUAUUAUAGAUAAAUGAGUAAAAAUAAAAAAAAAGUAUUUAAAAGAUUAUUUCAAUAUAUUAUCCAGAGAUAGUUAAUAUUAAGUUUAAAUGUAAUUGGUAUGGGAAAAUCAUAGAUGUAGUAUAAAAUGAAAUAUCUAUUGAUAAAUUUGGAUUUUUGAAAUAUUAUGAUAAAAUUUAAGGCAGAAAAAGCUAAAUAUGGCAAACAUUACUUAUAUAUAAGCCAAAUUAUAAUUCUUAAUUCAAUCAACUUACACUUAAAGUCAAAUUAAAUAGGCUCAUCAAGUAUGAAUUAAAUUAAACAAUUUCCUAAAGCUUAAGAUUCAUCAAAUAUUGAAUACAUUCAAAGGAAUGAGCCAAUAGGACAUGUUUAAAUUAAUGAUGUAACUCAUAUGGAUUCGAUUAAAUAAAAUGAGAAUUCAUUAAUCAGUAAGAAAGUGACAUUGAAUGACAAUCAAAAAUACAUCUUUAUUAAACCAUAGAAUUUGUGUCAUAUUUUGAAUGAUGAAGACUUUCAUCUGUUUACAACUGAUGAAUCAAUUUUCAAAGAUACUGAAACAUAUAAGUUGAAUUGCUAUUUUGUAUAAUUAAAACUUCAUAUCUAGGCCUUCAUUUUAAUAUUGUCUUAUCAGUUUCAUCCUUUUAUUUUAAAAAAUUAUUUUGAAAGUAAUAUUAAGUUAAUUUAUUCUUUACUAACUUUAUUUUAAUAAAAUUAUUUUAUACUUAAGAUUAGAUUUUAUAAUUAUUUCAAGGGAAAUUUAUUUUCGACCUCUUUUUAAAAUUUAUAUUCCAAUAUAUCCCCAUCAUCAAAUUUUAAUGUUUUUAUUUUAUGUUUUAUUUCCUUUAAUCAAAUAUAAAAUGUAAAUUAUUUAGCUUCUACUAACAAUUAUUAGAAUAAAAAAUAAUUUUAUAGUCACUUGGUUAAUUCAUUUUCCAAUUUCAUAAGCUUUGGCUUCAAGUAAUCCAUGAUAUAUAUUUCCCUAUAAUCUUAAAUUAAUUCUUUCUAGAGUCUUUGCUUUCUUUCCUUCCUGCAAGUAUCAUAUUUAUAAGGAAUUAAAUUUUAUUAAUUUCUAUUCUCCAUCUGCCUCUUUUGGCAGUUAGCCUUUUCAAAUAAUAUUCCAUUUUUCUAUCCUCUAUUUUUUUCUCUAUAAUGGCCUUAAGAUCAAAGAAUUGAUUUCUUAUAAAGUUUUUAAGAAGUUCUAUUUUUUAAAUUAAAUUUAUUUCCCUAAGGUAAAUCUUAUUUAUUUGUAUUAAAAAAAGGAGCUCCACUCAAUAAAUAUCAUUAGCGUUAUUAAUUUUGUGAAAAAAUAUAUAACAACUAUAAUCAAAUAAAGAUGGUAUUUGUUAUAAUUUUAAUGUAGAUUUUAAAAAUAAUUUGA